Molecule: messenger RNA, 1037 nt
Organism: Cucurbitaria berberidis CBS 394.84
Lineage: Eukaryota; Fungi; Ascomycota; Dothideomycetes; Pleosporales; Cucurbitariaceae
Product: Pam17-domain-containing protein
Exons: 2
Coding region: 54-776 (240 amino acids)
Biological process (GO): protein import into mitochondrial matrix
Cellular component (GO): PAM complex, Tim23 associated import motor
Source: RefSeq, a predicted model, not a curated record
CACGCUGCUUCAACGAGACCAUCCACCACCCUCUCCACAAACAAACUCCCACAAUGCUCACACGAAGUGCGCUGUGUCCGGCCCGGGCUUUCGCCAACCGCUUCCCGCCCUCGAUACUUGCGCCUUGCUCGCCAGCGGCCGCUUCCUUCUCGACAUGCAUGCGACAACGGACUAAGCUAUCGCAACCACAAAACUCGCUCCACAAUACCUCCCCGCGCACCUUGACCGCCAGGGUAGUAAUACGCAAUGCUUCUUCAACGCCACAGCCAGCAGCGCCCGUCUCUGCACCUAGCUCGCAAGCCCAACUCACUUGGAAUGACUUCUUCGCACUCCGCCGAACGCGCCGAAGAAUUGGACAGGCAUGCUCGGGUGUCGGCGCAAUUGGAGUGACAUACUACGGCCUCUCUACCAUGAUCACAAAUGGCUACGAUUCGAUGCUCUCUGCCCAGCUGGGCGGUUUCGACCCAUUUAUGCUCAUGGGAUUGAGCACAUUGGGCAUGAUGGCUGUGGGAUGGCUUAUUGGACCUAUCUUCGGCAAUCGCGUCUUCAAUUUGGCAUAUAGGGGCGUGCUGGGCGAGUUUGCUCAGAAGGACUCGGCCUUCUUCAACCGCAUCAAGCGCCAUCGCGUAGACCCCACCGCCUCCUCCCUCGCAAACCCUCCACCAGACUAUUACGGCGAGAAGAUUGGCAGCGUAGCCAGCUACCGACGGUGGCUAAAGGAUCAACGCGCUUUCAAUUUGAAGACGGGUAGAUACCGGGGAGCUAAGGCUUUGUAAGAGCAUUACACAGCGGCGUGUUCUCAGAGGUUCUAGAGUAGCACAGAAAGUGCAUCGGCCAUAUAAAUGGACUGGCCACCAACGAGCAGCAGCUAUCACAACAUUUUAUUUCAUCUGUAACUUUAAAUUAACUGCGUGGACAUCAAUCCAGCACGUGGGCGUAUUCACCGCCGCAUUUCCUACUGUCUAUCAAAUCACCCAAUGGCAUCAUGUGGCUAUUGUAUUUGUAACUGUACUUGAAAACAACAACUCCGCCCUGGC